Molecule: messenger RNA, 1227 nt
Organism: Rotaria sp. Silwood2
Lineage: Eukaryota; Metazoa; Rotifera; Eurotatoria; Philodinida; Philodinidae
Source: the annotation of a GenBank genome assembly
AUGGGUACACAAUUAUCAAAACAAAAUUCUCCUCGACUAGGACAAUUGAACUACGAUUUAAAUCGUUUUGCUGUUAUUACAGUUUUAUUUAAUCCAAUUAAAAAUAAAUCACGUUACGAUUUAUACCAUAAAUUUGAUAAACAUAUGUCACGUUGUGGUAUUCAUUUAUUUACUGUUGAAUGCAUAUUUGACAACGAGAAACAAUUAGGUCUACCCAAACAAAAAUUUGAAGUCACACGUUCAAAUGAGUCUCGACAUUUACAAAUCAUAGCUCCUUCAAUUUUAUGGUUAAAAGAAAACUUAAUUAAUAUUGCUAUUAAACGUUUACCUUCAUCUAUCGAAUUUGUUGCAUGGCUUGAUGCUGAUAUAGAAUUUCAACGUUAUGAUUGGCCUCAUUUAACUAUUGAUCAAUUACAACGUUAUCCAAUCGUACAACUAUUUCAAUUGUCUUUCUUUUUAGGACCAUCAGGAAAACAACAAGUCUUACGCCGUGAUUAUUCAUUUGUUUAUUCAGUUACGCAUGGAAGACCUAUUGAUUCUCAUCGUUCAUCGGAAUGUUAUUUUCAUCCUGGCUAUGCAUGGGCAAUGCGUCGUAAAACUUUUGAUGAUAUAGGUGGUCUUCUAGAGUUUUCUAUUCUUGGUUCAGGCGAUAUUCAUUUUGCUUUUGCAAUAAUAAAUCGUAUUGACGAAACCAUUCCAUCUGAAAUACAUAAUGAUUAUCGGCGUUUAGCUAAUGCAUGGGGAGAACGAGUAGCUCAAAUAGCUGGUAACGGUACCAAUAUAUCAUAUAUACCUGUUAAUAUAUGGCAUCAUUGGCAUGGUAGUCGUCGUGAUCGAAGAUACAAUGAACGAUGAUUUCAAUUUUCUCCAUUGACCGAUCUAGAAAAGAAUAAUAAAACAGGUUUACUUCGUUUAACAGAUAAUUAUCAUAAUAAUCAAUCUAAUUCAACUAACCGUUUAAAAUUACUUGAAACCAAUAUCAUAAAUUAUUUUCGAUUACGUGAUGAAGAUAAUAGAAAGAAACCUAUACCAACAUUAAAUACAAAUGUACUGUCAAAUGCACCAUCAAUUUCCUCAAAUCAAUUUUUUCGUCCAAUUAUUGAAGCAUCAAUUGAUUCUGAGACAUCCUCCAUAGGAAACGAUCGAAAGUCCAAUGAUUUUUCACCUCGAUGCUAUUUAUCUGAAUAUGAACCCUAUGAUAGUAGUACUCAUGAAAUUGUCCUUUGA